This is a messenger RNA of Annulohypoxylon truncatum, 2328 nucleotides long. RefSeq names its product SPO22-domain-containing protein. Gene Ontology annotation, molecular function: protein binding. The transcript is spliced from 7 exons. The record is from RefSeq and is a predicted model, not a curated record. Bases 1 to 2328 code for a protein of 775 amino acids. Gene Ontology annotation, biological process: regulation of synaptonemal complex assembly; meiotic cell cycle. Lineage: Eukaryota; Fungi; Ascomycota; Sordariomycetes; Xylariales; Hypoxylaceae.
AUGGACACAUCGAUCGGUCGCUCUCAGUCCGCUCGAGAAAAACCUAUCAAUACCAAGUCUAUCAUUUCCUUCUGCCAUGAACUCCAAAAACAAUUACAGGAAAGUAUCAAUGAACAUGGAAUGAAGGAGCUUAUUGACAAAUUGGAGAAUCAUAUCAAUAUUGUCAAGGACUAUCUUCUCAAGCCCCCUAGCCCACAUCGCCACACAUCGCUCGAUGGCCCCGGCACUGAUCUUUGGAAUCUGUGUGUUCAGAUUAAACGACAAGAUGACACUGAUGUCUCUCCGACAAAAAGCAAACUUCUUGUUUCUGUCCGGGUAUUCUCAUUUCUAAUUCUGGCACUCGCACAACGGGGGAGCCACAACAAACCGGGAGACCUCCUUCGCCUGGAAAAAUUGGCAAUAAAAACCGGCAGAUCUUGUAUUGGGGCGGCCGAACUCAAUUUCGCGCUCAUGGUUCUGCAAAAAGCCGCCGACUAUAACGGAUUGUUGCAGCAUCUGCAAGCAAAGCUGCCAAGCGAGGAGCUAGACGCCUGCAGAAGACUGGAAUCAGAGUAUUUUACACUUCGUAUAGCACUGGCCUGGAAAGAUGACCGCCUCGACGUGGCCGACCAUCUAUACGAAAAGGUGCAGGAUGGAAAAAUCAACACGGAUCCCACGUCGGUAGAGAACUUGGCUGACUCGCUUUUCGAAAUUGGUAAAGAUCUAACAGAGAAGAAAAACUUUCCGUUGGCAGUCAAAUGGCUGCAAAGGGCUUACGAAGCCAUCAAUGUCCAAGAUCUAGAGCAUCUGUCAAGGGAGGCCAUCGAACUAAGGCUGGCAAUUUCCCAGGCACUCGUUCGCGCAUAUUUGGAUCUAGAUACGACAGAUGGCUUCCAAAAGGCCGAAAACCAUGUCUGUUACAUCGAAUCUGAGAUCGGCGAUAAACUUGUAGUUCUUUUGCUCAGAUUAGAGCUCCUACUCAAGUCGCCAGCUGAAGUAUUCGAUAGUAAUGGAUAUGCCGACAUUCUCCACCGGAUGGUUAGGAGCCUUGAUAUAUCAGAAUCGAGUUUCAACCUCGUAAUGCACCAUAUACGUAAACUCGAUGAUAAGAGCCCAAGUCUUGCCUGUUCGGUUCUCGACGAAUUCAUAACAUUCCGAGUCUUGCCCACCCAACACGAUCCCUGGGUGGAACGAGCUGUUGUCCUUCGCGCUCGAAUGGCAACGAAGUAUCGGGAUAAUGACGAAACAAUACAGGGUCUUUCAAACAUAUUCGAUAGCGUUGAGGCCAACUUAGAAAAAUCAGUACCAGCUGCCGCCGUCCUUGCCAUACAGAUACUCAUAUGGAAGAGAGUUGAUGCUUUAUACAGUCAAGGGGAGCUAGAGCUAACUGAGAAAUGGUGCCACGUAGCCAUGCAUCCAGCUCUUCGGCAUUCUGGCCCGGCGAAUGCAGCGAAGAUCGCUAGGAAAUUACUUGGCUGUGCCCUCCAAAGGAACAAUUUGGAUAGUGCUAUGGAGAUUCUCCGAUCCAUGAGUGAAUCAGCCAGGAAAGAGCCGAUGACGCUGUAUCUGGCAUACAAACUGGCCCUAAGGAAUGGAGAUCGAGAAAUGGCUUCCGAGUGUUUAAGAAAUAUCAGCGAGGCCUCGUCAAAUGACCCGCAAUACCUCUAUGCGUGCUGCAUGGAUGCGCAAGAAGCCGAAGAUAAGAUGUGCGCGAUCGAGGCUCUGCAACAUUUGGUCCAGAAAUGCGAAUACAGCUCCCCUGAUACGGUUCACUUGCCAGCCCUACUUCGUGUUAUCAUUCGUCUUGAAAUAUCACUAAUGAAUGACCAGAGCCACGUUAAUAACGUCUCCUUACUUGUAGACGAUAUCUGUCAGGGGUUUGAGGGUGUGGUAACGGCAAUACAGAGAGACCCACGGGAUAACCAAGGCCACAAGCUCUUCACAGUGGAAGAACUAAAUUGGUUCUGUAAGAAUGCUUAUAAUCUAGGCCUUAAGAAUAUUAGCACGUGGUCGCCCAGGCAAAGCACCCGCGUUUUCCAAUGUUGCCUUUCGAUCAUUGCCCAAUAUCCUCAAGAUAUUCCCAUUCAAGGAGCCAACGACCUGUCGCUUAGGUCAUUAUUUUGCCAUUUCCUACUGGCAACGAUGCUUAUUUCUCUGGCUCGAUCUGAAGACAAUAUCGAAACGCAGCUCCAGGACUACCUCUCGAUGCGCAGCCACAUCAAAAGCUUCGAUGCGGAACUAGAGGCACGACUAAAUAUACUAGAUGAGAUGUCUAGAGACGACCUCCGAAUGAAGCUUGAGGUUCUUCUAGUGUUCGACUUCGAGGGUGCUAUCUGUCUUAAGUCAUAG